This is a messenger RNA of Athene cunicularia (burrowing owl), 1448 nucleotides long. It is a transcript of the gene POLR1D, whose product is annotated as RNA polymerase I and III subunit D. Lineage: Eukaryota; Metazoa; Chordata; Aves; Strigiformes; Strigidae. The coding region runs from base 64 to 366 and encodes 100 amino acids. The record is from RefSeq and is a predicted model, not a curated record. The transcript is spliced from 3 exons.
GGGAGGAAGGCUGUGGAAGAAUUACUUAAAGAGGCAAAACGUGGGAGAACCAGAGCUGAAACAAUGGGAGCUAUGGGUUGGUUGAAAUGUCCUCUUGCUGGUACAAAUAAAAGAUUUCUUAUUAAUACCAUCAAAAAUACGUUACCAUCUCAAAAAGAACAAGACCAAGAACGUGAGCAAAGAGAAGAUGGUAAGGAGCCUGAGCCAAACAAAAGCAGGAAAGAAGAAAAACCAAAGAAAUGCAGAAUUCACCCAUAUACACCCAGCUUUCAGUCCAGAAGGAGAGUCAGCUACUCUCCUCCAAGGCACCGAAGCAGGAACCAGCACACAAAGGAUAAGCAUGAAGAACGAUCAAGCAAACGAUGAGAAGAGAGUUAUGAAUAUGGGUUUCGUUACAAGCCAGGAAUGUCAUUAAGUGUCAGACUGCAGGGAUGUCUCAGUUUUUCAGGAAAAGAUACUGUUCAGAGUUGAAUUUUGAACCUCGUUCUUGUGUGAGAAGUAACCUUGAGGUAGCUUUAGAAAACUUUUCUUUGGGACCUGUAAAAGAAAAGCAAAGUGCAGCAUAAAUCUUUUGGUCAUUUUAGAACAGACAUUCCUUUCCCUUUGGUCCAUUCCUCUCUCCCCUUCUGACUAAGCUUAGGGUCUUGGUGAUGGAGCGUGUCACUGUCUGAUACAACUUGUUUAAUCAUGUCACUCUUUUGGAAAUAAAUUUAAAUUAAGCAGAAAAUUAUUUAUUGUGUAAAAUUGGCAGAACUUCUUUGCUGCUAACCUAUAAGGGAGUUUUGUGUGUUUCAGUUAGUUUAGUUUUACAGAAUCUAGAAGAGAAAGCUGGUCAGUCCCUGGCCAAGCACGUGCAAUUUGUAUAGAGUAUAAGAGUUUGCUUUCUUUAGUAUAAAAGGAACAAAUUUUAAAUGGGCACUGCUGGUUUUGAUUUCCAGAAGGAACUACCAGGAAAUACUGAUUUUGCUUGUUAUUGUAUAUCCACAAACCUGUCAUAGAUAAUAAUAUAACAUUACCCCUAAAAAGCCAUAACUGCAAUAAUUGUCUCUGUUUAGACUUCCCUCUGUAAGGAAGUAGUUUGAACAGUCUGUUGUCAUGGUGCUUUCAAAACAAACCUUGAAGACAAAAUUAUCAUGUUCUCUGUCCACUGCUAGGAAGUUUCCAAGUAAAUGUGUAACAUUAGAAAUGCAAAGGUGAUCCUUAAAAAUAGUCAAAUGCUCACUUUGCAAGCCUGUGUGACAGUUCUGUAGUGGUACAGUUCUUAAACUUGUGACUUGGAGCACAUAUAAUACACAUUGGCGUAUUCUGUGUCUCACUUCUGUUUGUGUUACAAUAACAAACUUCUGUGUGAAGUAUUUUGUAUUUCAGUAUUCUCAAAAAUGAUUGUUUUGAACAUAGGUUUCCGUUUUUAAGUGUGUUGACAAUAAAAUCGAAUAUGUUCAUUAAAA